AUGAGCCGGAAGCUCGCCCCCGAAGCCAAUCGGAUUCUCUUUGUCAAGAACCUCAACUACAACGUUACUGCAGAACAACUCUUCGACCUUUUCGGAAAAUUUGGACCUAUCCGACAAAUACGACAAGGAAUCGCGAACAACUCCAAGGGAACUGCAUUUGUGGUUUAUGAAGACGUUCACGACGCCAAACAGGCAUGCGAUAAGCUCAAUGGAUUCAACUUUCAGAACAGAUAUCUUGUCGUCUUAUAUCACCAGCCGGAAAAGAUGCUCAAGUCGAAGGAGGACCUGGCGGAAAGGCAAGAGAAUUUGGAACGUCUUAAACAACAGCAUGGUAUAGAAUGA
Aspergillus mulundensis is the source of this 342-nucleotide messenger RNA. RefSeq names its product putative pre-mRNA branch site protein p14. The transcript has 5 exons. The coding region runs from base 1 to 342 and encodes 113 amino acids. The record is from RefSeq and is a predicted model, not a curated record. Gene Ontology annotation, molecular function: mRNA binding. NCBI's taxonomy places the organism in Eukaryota, Fungi, Ascomycota, Eurotiomycetes, Eurotiales, Aspergillaceae. Gene Ontology annotation, cellular component: cytoplasm; ribonucleoprotein complex; nucleus.